UGAGGGCUCUGACAUAUACCAAAUCCCUGCCCAGGGGAACAGGGGAGAUUAAAAACUUCUGAUUGAGGUGGAGAGGAAAGAGCCGGAGCAAGAGAGGAAGGAGAGACGGAGAAAAAGGCUUAUCGCUCACCUUUGUUCUUCCUAAUGCCCCAAGUGAAGGAUCUCCAUAGGUAAGUCUAUGAAUAACAACAACAGGCAAAGGAGCAGCUGCCGACCACUGUGGUCAGAUGAUGGAGUGAGGGACUGAAAGAGGGGAAGAGGACUGGAUUUUUUUCAGUUAAAUAACCAAGCUCAUAUUCUGCAUUAAUUGAAUGCCUGGAAGAGAGAAGAGACAUGAGACGAAGCCUUUUCUGUGCCAACUGCUUCAAAAGGUAUUGCAAUUAACCCUCUGGCCGUCGUCAAGUGAUACCUAGCUUUUGUUGUUUUCGGAUUGCCGGGUUCGGUUGUAGCCGUGUAGAUGUGUGCUCGGGCCGCGGCCAUGUUUCAACCCCCAGCGUGUAGACCGAAUCGGACAAGCCUGACUCUGCCUCUGCUGCUGCUGCUUCUCCUCUACAGCUCUCUAGAAGUCACUCAGGCUGCCAAACCCAAAGGGCCGGGACACACACAUUUGAACUCCAUCCGCAUCGACGGGCACAUCUCCUUAGGUGGGCUCUUCCCGGUGCACGCCAGGGGCCACGAUGGCAAGCCAUGUGGGGAGCUGAAGAAAGAGAAGGGUAUACACAGACUGGAGGCCAUGCUCUUUGCCCUUGACCGCAUCAAUAACGACCAUAAUCUGCUGCCCAACAUCACUCUGGGGGCACGUAUCCUGGACACCUGUUCCAGGGACACUCACGCCUUGGAGCAGUCGCUCACCUUCGUGCAGGCGCUCAUCGAGAAGGACGGGACAGACGUCAAGUGUCUUGGCGGAGGGGCACCAAUCAUCACCAAACCUGAGAGGGUGGUGGGCGUCAUCGGAGCCUCGUCCAGCUCCGUCUCCAUCAUGGUGGCUAACAUACUGCGCCUGUUCAAGAUUUCCCAGGUGACUCCAGGGAGGAAAUCAAGAAAGUCUCUUCUGAGUACAGUUUGUAUCUGA
Messenger RNA from Notothenia coriiceps (black rockcod), 1072 nucleotides. RefSeq names its product metabotropic glutamate receptor 4-like. The record is from RefSeq and is a predicted model, not a curated record. The coding region runs from base 458 to 1072 and encodes 204 amino acids. Gene Ontology annotation, cellular component: membrane. The transcript has 3 exons. Gene Ontology annotation, biological process: G protein-coupled receptor signaling pathway. Gene Ontology annotation, molecular function: G protein-coupled receptor activity. NCBI's taxonomy places the organism in Eukaryota, Metazoa, Chordata, Actinopteri, Perciformes, Nototheniidae.